AUGUCCCUGCUGCGCGAGGCAGAGCGAUGUAUCGCUAACCAUAUACCUAGUCUCAAUGCCUUCAUCACACCACUCCGUGCGGGCCAAUGGCUGGAUCGUGUGAGAGAAGCAGACCGGCGCAAGGAGCAAGGGAAGCCCACGUCCGCCGUGGAUGGCCGUUUAAUCGCCAUAAAAGAUAAUAUCUGCACGCGCGAUGUGCCGACGACCUGCGGCUCGGGCACCUUGGAUCAUUUCACCAGUCCAUUCAAUGCGACAGUUGUCGAGCAGCUCGAGGCGGCAGGGGCCGUCAUCGCAGGGAAAACAAACCUGGAUGAGUUUGGGAUGGGAUCACAUUCGGUACAUUCACACUUUGGGCCCGUCAAAAAUUCGCGUUGCCAUCGCAGUGGGCAAGAUCUCUCGGCGGGGGGCAGCUCCGGCGGAAGUGCCGUAGCCGUGGCGGCGGACCAAUGCUAUGUCGCACUCGGGACCGACACGGGAGGCUCGGUUAGGCUUCCUGCCGCAUAUACUGGAACAGUGGGUUUCAAACCCUCUUAUGGACUGAUCUCGCGAUGGGGAGUGGUCGCGUAUGCCAAUUCUCUGGAUACCGUGGGCAUUCUGGGGAGGAACACCGCCAGUGUUCGAGAUAUCUUCGCUAUUUUGAACCAGCAUGAUGCACGCGAUCCAACCAGUCUCUCACCCUCUUCUCGCUCCCGCAUUACAUCUCAUAUCCAGGCGCCACCACUUGCCUCACGCUUGUCCUCAUCGCCCAUUAGAAUCGGCGUGCCAAUAGAAUACAACAUCUCGGAACUGAGCCCCUCGGUUCGGCAUGCUUGGCUUCUGACGCUGUCACACUUGCGAGAGCAGGGCCAUACAAUUCACACCGUUUCUCUCCCAGCAACCAAACAUGCCUUGUCGGCGUACUACGUCCUCGCGCCGGCCGAGGCAUCUUCGAAUCUCGCCAAGUAUGACGGCGUGCGAUAUGGGACUCGCACUGAAGGCCCAGAUAGCGAUAGAAGACCGGAUGGCUAUUUAUAUGCCAACACACGGGGAAACGGAUUCGGGCCUGAGGUGCAGCGACGAAUUCUGCUGGGCACAUAUAGUUUAAGCGCCGAUGCCAUGGACAAUUACUUCAUUCAAGCACAAAGAGUCCGUCGGCUCGUCCAGCAGGACUUCAAUGCGGUGUUCGCGGCCCAGCAUCUGUUGGCCACGGCCCAAGCGCAGGACGCAAAGGGUCGUCAGGAACUGGCAGAUGUAGACGUUCUGAUAUGUCCCACGGCUCCUUCCCCGCCGCCACUGCUGUCCAAACUCGGCUCUUCGCCCUUGGAUGCAUAUGUCAACGAUGUUUUCACUGUUCCUGCCAGUCUGGCUGGUCUCCCUGCCAUCUCUGUGCCGGUCACGGUCACCGGUACCACCCAGGACGCGGAUGCGGACGCGGCCGAAGUGGUUGGGAUCCAGGUUCUGGGCCAAUAUGGAGAUGAUAUGCUGGUUAUGCAAGUGGGAGAGCUGCUGGAAGGCAAAAAGCUGGACGCAUCAUGUCUCCACCAAGCCCAUUGA
Molecule: messenger RNA, 1533 nt
Organism: Penicillium alfredii
Lineage: Eukaryota; Fungi; Ascomycota; Eurotiomycetes; Eurotiales; Aspergillaceae
Product: glutamyl-tRNA(Gln) amidotransferase subunit HER2
Exons: 4
Coding region: 1-1533 (510 amino acids)
Biological process (GO): glutaminyl-tRNAGln biosynthesis via transamidation; mitochondrial translation
Cellular component (GO): mitochondrion; glutamyl-tRNA(Gln) amidotransferase complex
Molecular function (GO): glutaminyl-tRNA synthase (glutamine-hydrolyzing) activity
Source: RefSeq, a predicted model, not a curated record